Molecule: messenger RNA, 1203 nt
Organism: Heterobilharzia americana
Lineage: Eukaryota; Metazoa; Platyhelminthes; Trematoda; Strigeidida; Schistosomatidae
Source: the annotation of a GenBank genome assembly
AUGAUGCGUUACAAAUCUAAACAGGAGCAAUUCUGGAUUGCCUGUAGUUUUGGACGAGAAGAAGCAGCUAAAAAGCUUAUAGAAAUCGGUGUGGAUGUCAACUGGAGGUCCUAUGUGUAUGAGUGUUAUCCUAUACAUGUAUGCUCUCAAGGGAAACCUCGUAUUUUGCAAAUGAUUAUUCAAGCUGGAGCUAAUAUCAAUGCACUUGACUCAGGCGGAAACACGGCUUUACAUCAUGCCGCUAUGUCAGGCAAUAAGACGAACGUGAGUAUGCUUCUGGCUUCAGGUGUUGAUGUUGACAUAGCUAAUAAAAAUGGGUGGACACCGUUGUUUAAUGCUGUUUACUGGAAUCAUCCAGCUGUCACAGAGAUGUUGUUGACCAGUGGUUCCAGUCCAUUUAUAAAGAAUAAGAAUGGAAGAAUCCCAUUGCAUGAAUUAUGCCGAACUAAAUCUAAAGAGUCGACAAAAAUACUAGAAAAUCUCGAAUUAAUUCUGAAGUAUAUGAGUAAAUGUAAGCAAAAAGAAUUGUUUGGUAAUGCUGAAAUUGAAUCCAUUUCUAAUGGACAUAAAACGACAUCGAACAAUCUUGUAAAAGGCAUAGAAAUGGAUAAUAUGAGUUUAAGAUCAUGCUCUCAAAAUGAUUGUGACUCAGAGGCUGAUUUUACCCCACUACUUUUUGCUUGCUAUCAUGGACAUUUAGAGCUUGUUAAAACUCUACUAGAUCGUGGCGUUGAUGUGGCUGCCACAGACAAGAACCACUGGACCGCUUUACACUGGGCUGCACAAAGAUGUCAUGCAGAUAUUGUUGAAGUACUAUUGGAUUAUGGAGCAUCAAUUUAUGCAAAGGACCUGCGUGGUUGUAUGCCGUAUGCGGUGACUAGUGAUCUAGGCUUACAAGAAUGCCUCCUACCUGAUGUAGAAUAUCCAAAUAUUAUUUCAAAUGGACAUGUGACAACCGAUGAAGAAGAUGUGGAUGACGAAGAAGAACAUAGAAACGAUGUUGAAGCUUUCCAGGUAAUAAACGCUGAUAAAGUUAAAUCAGAUGAAAGACUGCAACAAACUGCUGUACUUGGUGAAUCAACAAGUCCAUCUGUGAUAACUAAACAAUUUGAUCUUUUGAAAUUGUCCCUAUUUCAAAGUCAUGUCGAACAACUAGCAACUGCUGAAACAGCAUCACCUGAACUUUUUAUCGGAACGGUAUAG